GGCUUUGUUUUUGUGUUUUCCACGUCGGCAGUAUUUAAAUGUGUAAUUUAGCAGUGGAGUGGAGGUGCUGCUGAGGAUGCAGCCCGUGCCGAGCAGCAGCAUCACCGGGAUGCAGGUUCCUCCUCCUCCUCCUCCUCCUCCAUUUGAAAACCAGAGGAGCAUCUUCUCCCUGUGACGUCAUGACAGCAGCAUCAGCUGUUAGCUCUGCUUCGAACCUUUUCGCUGCCGAUCGCCGCCUGAACGAAGGAAAUAUAUGAGAUCCCCUCGCGUCCCUGAAAUGGCGACACAGGAGGUACAGUUGAACGAGACCCUGACUCAUCUCAAGACGGAGUCGGACACCCUGAAGACCAAGCUGGAGGAGGAAAGAGCGAAGCUGCACGACGUCGAGCUACAUCAAGUGGCAGAGAAGGUGGAUGGGCUGGGUCAGUUUGUCAUGAAGACCCGAAGAACUCUGAAGGGACAUGGCAACAAAGUUCUGUGCAUGGACUGGUGUAAGGACAAGAGGAGGAUCGUCAGCUCCUCACAGGAUGGAAAGGUGAUCGUUUGGGACGCCUUCACCACCAACAAGGAGCACGCUGUGACAAUGCCUUGCACCUGGGUGAUGGCCUGCGCCUACGCCCCCUCCGGCUGUGCCGUGGCUUGUGGGGGCCUGGAUAAUAAAUGUUCAGUGUAUCCUCUCUCUCUGGACAAGAAUGAGAACUUGGCUGCCAAGAAGAAGUCGGUGGCCAUGCACACCAACUAUCUGUCAGCCUGCAGCUUCACCAACUCAGAUAUGCAGAUCCUGACGUCCAGUGGGGAUGGAACGUGUGCAUUAUGGGAUGUUGAGAGUGGCCAGCUGUUGCAGAGUUUCCAUGGACACGCUGCAGAUGUGCUCUGUCUGGACCUGGCCCCCUCUGAGACUGGAAACACAUUUGUUUCAGGGGGCUGUGAUAAGAAGGCCAAUGUGUGGGACAUGCGUUCAGGACAGUGUAUUCAGUCUUUUGAAACUCAUGAAUCAGACAUAAAUAGUGUGCGAUACUAUCCAAGUGGAGAUGCAUUUGCUUCUGGCUCAGAUGAUGCUACGUGCCGGCUGUAUGACUUAAGGGCAGACCGAGAAGUGGCUAUUUAUUCCAAAGAGAGCAUCAUAUUUGGCGUCUCCAGUGUUGAUUUCUCUCUCAGUGGACGGUUAUUGUUUGGAGGCUACAACGACUACACCAUCAAUGUUUGGGAUGUUCUCAAAGGGACACGGGUCUCUAUUCUGUUUGGACAUGAGAACCGUGUCAGUACACUGCGCGUUUCUCCAGAUGGGACGGCCUUCUGCACAGGCUCCUGGGACCACACCCUUCGGGUCUGGGCUUGAGGAUGAAGACACAGAGGAUUGAAUGGUAGACAGACCUUCUGAGGACACCAACGUUUCUGUUUGCUAGAGUACAAUCAGAGACAUAGAGACUCAGUUUUGGUUGUACAUAGUGCAUAUCAUUAGCGUUGUAUAUACUCCAGUCUCAUGGCCAUCGUAAAUUUACAUAUUUCAGAGACUAAUCAAAUUAAAAGGCACGCUUAUAUUACAGGAUGAUUGAAAGAAAAUUGCACAAACUUACUUAUUGCAGAAAAUAACUUUGGUAGCGACUAGCAUCAGUCUAAGAUAGGAGUGACACAUUAAAGUGAUGUGUUGUAAAAGCCGACAUAAAGGAUAUUAUUUUUUAAUAUAUUUGUUGUUGUUUCUUUGCACAAAAGAUUAUGGAGGAAUGCCAUCUGAAGAAGAACUUUUUUGUGAAGGCCUCAGCUUCACUUGCUUCAGUUUCUUAUGCCACAGAAAAUUUUAAAUGCUAAGUUUGGAAUGUUAGGGAUAGUAAAGAAAAUUUGAUUGUCUUGUAAAAAUGAAUCAACAGUAGAUAGUUCGAAAAAGUACAACUAGUUUAUGAGGAUGAUAUAAGACAGAAAUUGAUUUAAUUCCACACCCUGUGCACCCAACAAGCCUUGACAGCAUCUCACCUGCCAAUACUAGCCUGAUGUAAAAAGAAGCACAUAUUUAAAGGUAAAUCUAAAAUAUAUGCUUUGGAAUUUCCCUCCCAAAUGAUUUUUAAAGAUGGUUUACCUUCUAUGUCUCUCUUUCCAGCUGUUGUUGCCACUCUAUGUGGACACUGUAAUCUGACUCCGUGGUCCCUUACUAGAUAUAUAAAUACUAAUGCAUAUGAAUAAAAUAACAUGUUUUAGAAUGUACUCUUAUCAAGCAGUUGUCCAAUGGCUGUAAUUUAAUAUUUACUGUAAUUAUUUUACUGUAGUUUAGUGUACAGUUAUUAAAGGGACUGUUAUCAAAGUAUUACAAACAUAAUAAACUGAGUUUUGAAUAUUA
Molecule: messenger RNA, 2332 nt
Organism: Pungitius pungitius (ninespine stickleback)
Lineage: Eukaryota; Metazoa; Chordata; Actinopteri; Perciformes; Gasterosteidae
Gene: gnb5a
Product: guanine nucleotide binding protein (G protein), beta 5a
Exons: 11
Coding region: 254-1339 (361 amino acids)
Biological process (GO): G protein-coupled dopamine receptor signaling pathway; G protein-coupled receptor signaling pathway
Cellular component (GO): cytoplasm; heterotrimeric G-protein complex
Molecular function (GO): signaling receptor complex adaptor activity; protein binding
Source: RefSeq, a predicted model, not a curated record